UCACUGUGGUGAGAAGAGAACAGGAGAUCAAGAGGAAAAGAGGAAAAGAAACGGACUGUCUCAAUCAUCAAAUCAGGAUGUUUGUUCUCAUCUGGGCGACUCUGCUUUUCUCUGUGAGAGGCAUCACUGCUGAUACAGGUGCUUCAGUGGGGGAAAUAACACAGUGUCUAGAACAAUUCUGUAUCACUCUCACAGGAGGAGAAAUAAAAGCAGAGGCUGGACUCUGUGUUGUGAUACCGUGUUCUUUCAGCAGUACUAAUGCCUUUACACUUAAACAUAUGUUGUUUAUGAAAUGUGAACCAUCUACAAUAAUUUGUCAGGGGUCGGACAUGAUAUUCAGCACUGACAAGAACAAUCAAGUUCAGUCUGGGUUUAUGGGACGAGUUUCACUGUUGGAGCCUGACAUGAGUCAGAGGAACUGCAGCAUCAUCAUCAAUGACCUCACUGAGUCAGACUCUGGAUCAUAUCAGCUCAGAAUUGAGUAUUCCCAGGAGACGAACAGGGGAUUUACAUUCCAGCUAAAAUCAACUGUCUCUGUUAAAGGUCUGACCCAGAAGCCCACAGUGAUGGUUCCUCCUCUGACAGAGGGACAGCAGACCACACUGACCUGCACUGCUCCUGGUCUCUGCUCUGGAUCUGAUCCUAAAGUCACCUGGACGUGGAGAGGAGCAGGAGAAAAGACCUCGCACAUCACAGGAAACAUCACUGCUUUCAAGACUGAGAAUCUGACUGCUGUCACAAACAGACACAGCUCAACUUUGACCUUUAACCCUUCAGCUGAACAACACGGCUCCAAUGUCACCUGUAAGGUUAGCUUCACAAACAACAUCACUACAGAGGAGACAGUGACUCUGAAUGUGACCUAUGUGAAGAAACCUGUGAUCACCGGAAUGACAACUGUUAAGGAGGGUGAUGCUCUACAUCUAACCUGCAGUGUUGAGAGUUCCCCCCCCUCUGUUAUCACCUGGACUAAACUUGGCUCCAACAAAAACCUGCAAAGUGAAAAUACAAGCGUCCUGAAGAACAACACUGGAACAGCCACUCUCAUCAUCCUUAAUGUGACAGCAGAAUAUUCUGGAGAGUACAUCUGUACAGCAAAGCACCAGAACACUACUCUGACCACACCUGCUGAAGUAAAUGUAAAAUAUGUGAAGAAACCUGUGAUCACCGGAAUGACAACUGUUAAGGAGGGUGAUGCUCUACAUCUAACCUGCAGUGUUGAGAGUUCCCCCCCCUCUGUUAUCACCUGGACUAAACUUGGCUCCAACAAAAACCUGCAAAGUGAAAAUACAAGCGUCCUGAAGAACAACACUGGAACAGCCACUCUCAUCAUCCUUAAUGUGACAGCAGAAUAUUCUGGAGAGUACAUCUGUACAGCAAAGCACCAGAACACUACUCUGACCACACCUGCUGAAGUAAAUGUAAAAUUUCAUCCAAAGGUCUUCAGUAGCUCUGCAUGUGAGGUUCAGUCGGAGGUCCUGACCUGUGUGUGCAUCAGUGAGGGUUUCCCUUUACCCACCAUCAAAUGGCCGAUGUUGGAGACUCGCCCUGAAUACUCUUUCACUACCAAUAAGUCAAACCACAUCGUCAUCAGCUUCGCCGAAUCUGUAAAAGAUCUCAACUCCACCACUGUUGAGUGUGUCAGCAGCAAUGAAAUUGGGGAAGCAAAAGAGAACCUCCAAGUCAGAACAAAGGAGUUAAAACAAGACGAUCUACUCAAUGCAUUUUUACAGCCACAAGCCAUCAUUGCGUUUUUCAUUGGGAUACUUCUUGCAUCAACGAUCUGCUGUUUGGCCAUAAAAUGCUACAGAAAUAAACAGAAGAACUCUGCUGAGGCUCUGGAGAUGUUGACUAAUCAAGCGUUUCUACUGUUAGAUGCUGGUCAAGGAGUGGACAAUGACCAAGGGAAAUCUGAAGAAGGAGCUACAGCUGCUGGGCAAUCUGCCUCUGGUGGUGAUGUGGAACCAAAAGAGUUGGAGUACUCUACCAUCGACUUUUCCUUGAUGAAAAGGAAGAGUCCCGUAGGGGCAGAGAAUACCCAAGAGACCAAAGAUACAGUGUAUGCCGAAAUCAAACACAAAGCAAAAGAGGAGAGACAAAACGAUGGUGCUGAGGAGGUAGCAAUGGUGGAGGGCAGUGACAAGGAGGAGGUGAUGGUAGGGGAAGAUGAGGAGACAAAACAGUAUCUGCCGAAGGACGAGGAAGGAGGUGAGGAUGUGGGGAGAUAG
Molecule: messenger RNA, 2228 nt
Organism: Anoplopoma fimbria (sablefish)
Lineage: Eukaryota; Metazoa; Chordata; Actinopteri; Perciformes; Anoplopomatidae
Product: sialic acid-binding Ig-like lectin 10
Exons: 10
Coding region: 78-2228 (716 amino acids)
Source: RefSeq, a predicted model, not a curated record